AUGAAAUUCCCCUCACUAGAGAAGAAAGAGCAAAUAUGUCAGAACCCAAGAUCUAACACGCAACACAGAUACCCCCAGGGAAAAGUGAUGCGGGAAACUUUAAGGAAAGGGAAGAAUAAGAUACCAAAAGAGGAAGAACACAAGGAGAAACCCACAAGACUAAUACCUGUAAAGAGAAAUACUCUCCCACAAACACGAUUUAACCAAAGAAGAAACAAUUCGGAACAGAAAGCUCCAAGGAAGGCGGAGAAAAGCUCCGAUUUAGGGGUACAGGGCAAACCAGAAGGGAAAGAUAAGGAAAGAAUGAAGAAACCCAUCCCCAAACGCAACCCUCUGCAACCAAAAAACAGUACAGGAUAUACAAAUCUCCACAACAUCCAAAGGAGUAAACAUUACAAGGAGUAA
Plasmodium inui San Antonio 1 is the source of this 405-nucleotide messenger RNA. RefSeq lists its product as hypothetical. The transcript has 2 exons. Bases 1 to 405 code for a protein of 134 amino acids. Lineage: Eukaryota; Apicomplexa; Aconoidasida; Haemosporida; Plasmodiidae. The record is from RefSeq and is a predicted model, not a curated record.